This is a messenger RNA of Adineta ricciae, 3264 nucleotides long. The record is from the annotation of a GenBank genome assembly. NCBI's taxonomy places the organism in Eukaryota, Metazoa, Rotifera, Eurotatoria, Adinetida, Adinetidae.
AUGAAAUUUUCAAAUAAUAAUCCUCGAUAUCAACGACCGAUUGUUACAUCUGAUACUGCACAAAAGCGUCUGGUUAAUCAGGCAAACACAAAUAACAUUACUCAUGCUACUGACAGCAAUAUCUACUCAACAUCGACAGUAGCUGAAGAUUACUGUCGAGAUUUUGGUCCAGCAUCAUCUGUGUUUCUAUUUGCCUAUCGUGGUAGUUGUUAUUCGCUAACUAAUCAAGCUGUAACGUGGUCACAAGCUGAUGAUCUAUGUGAAAAUCAUUUCCAUAGUAGUACUAACAAGAAUCAAGCUGGUUUAGCUUUGUUCGAAGAUGAAAAUGAAUUUGAUUACAUUCGACAAAUUCUCGGAGAUUUUAAUCGAUCAGCUACGGAAUUCGGAGCUUACAUCGGUUUCAGCUAUCAAAAUCACUCAUGGCUAUGGUCAAAUGGACGAAAAGUAAAUUUUCUCGAAACACCACCGAGUGUCAUUGCUGCGAAUAACAUUAUUUUUCCAUACGAACAACAAAAGCCAUGUGGCAAAGUCGAAUUAUUACGACCGAAUGACACAACAGUUCUGUUUGGUUUAAUGCAACAAGAAUGCACGAAAACUGAACGUGCCCUUUGUAAAAUAAAAGUCGAUCAUUGCUUUGAAAAUGAUCAAUGUGGAAUCCAUGGCGUAUGCAAAAAUGAUGUUGGGACAUUUCAUUGCGAAUGCACUUUUCUCUACGACGGAGUUUAUUGUGAUACAUAUAGUUCGGAGGCGAUUCAAGUGAUCGCAGCUAGCCUAUUUAUCACAAUAGCUUGUAUGAUUAUUUGUUUAUGUAAACGUUCACAAAAAUACAAAGCUAACCGUCGAAGAAGACAAACACAACGAAGAAACGAGCACAAUGCUAAUUAUCUCUCUGACGGCUCAUCAAAUUGUUUAUUUCGAAGUCUCUACAAGAAAUUCAUGUCUUUGUUUACUUCAUCGAAAUCACCACGUUCUGAAUACAAAAAGUCGGGAAUUCCACCGCCAUUGCCUAUCUCUCGUCCGCCUCAAGCUAAAGUACCCAAACGCCAUCGUCCAAAACCAAACAUGGAUGGUUUACUCACCUUGGCUCAAUCGUUCAUCACAGUUGCUGUCGCAUUGAUUUCCCUCGUUUAUAUCAGCGUUCAACGAACAAGUUCGAUUUAUAUUGAACAAUCGUCAAACAACCAAUCAAGCAAACCUUACCUAUGUCGAAUAAUUGGCACUGCAAAUUCCAAUCAAAACAUCCUUAUGUUACCAUUUUCACUGCUUCUCACACUAUUACUUUUUCUUAUUCAUACAACGAUGAAUUUGGAUAGAAAGAAAUCUUUUUGUCAGAAUUUAUCAUUUCCCAUCAUUGUCAAUCCAUUUCAAAAAGCCAAUCGUUUUCACACAGUUAUUGUAUUCGCGAUUAUCUCCAAUCAGUUAAUCACAUUAUUAUACGAGAUCUUAUUUUCAUCAAGUUUAAAUCUACAUCAUGGUAUUCUAUUCGAUUUAGUCCGUCGUCUUGGCUUGAUUAUUCUCUACGGUUCACGUUAUUUUCCAAUUUUAUUAGCAUUAAAUAUUCCAUCGUUUCUAGCCACAUUUAUCACAUCGAUAUUUUUAACAUUUGACCUCUAUCUAUCCGUUUAUUUCGAAGCCAACUGUGUGGGAACAUUAAUGUCGUUGGUUAGCCUUGAAACUCGUGCACAGAUUGAAACAACACGAAUAUUCUACUUAGUCAUGAAGUUUCUUCCACACUACGUCGCACUCGGACAUAUCAUCGGAAGAUUUUAUGCACUAACGCUACGAAAUUUGCUCAUUCUUUGCAAAGGUAACAGCGAUCGGUUGAACUCAUCCACGAGUUCGACUUACCACACAACAUCUAUCGAAUACGAUGAUGACUGGUACUAUACAAAAAGCUUAUUGAUUAACAAAAAACGUCGACAAUCAUGUUCGAAUUACUAUUUCUAUACUCAAACGUUGUAUGAAGAAAGUAAUUGUUGUAAUUUGAUUAAUUUAUUUUACAAACCACGAGCAUAUUUUCGUUUUUCAUUAUUGGUCUUAUUUACCUAUACAGUCUCAUUUCUUGUGCUGUAUUAUCUGACAUGUUUGGUCAUUUUUUCCAGCACAUUUACACUGAAGAUUGUCAUGACAUUAACCGGAAAUGUUUUAAUUAAGUUAAUUAAUCUGACAAACUUGAAUUUCUCAUUGAAAUCAUUCGAAAACUUCUCAUUUCAACGUGAGAUCUACAUUUCGAGUUUAUUAUCCUUCUUUAUCUAUAUGAUCCAAUUGUUUCUUGGCUUGAAGAAGUAUCAAAUGGAUAUGUUAAAUUAUUAUCGAGGCAAAUACAAUAAAAAGCAACGAGAUCUAAUCUCAUCAUCAUGUAUCCUUCAACGAUCCUUUCAUUAUUCCGGCUAUCAAGUCGGCUAUCUCGCCUAUGGAUUCGUUAUUAUUAACUAUGCACUAUUUAUUGUCUGUUUGAUAUGUAAAAUUCUCUUUAUUCAUCCAUUAUUAGUCAAAAUCGUGUUGAAAGUUUUGGCACCAUUGGUUAUUUUAUUUGCUUUGAAGCAUAUCAUUGUUUACUGUUUAACAAAAUUCUUUUUCUUGCGAAUUAUACGAUCACACAGAAAUCUACGACAAAGUGUCGAACAAAACCGACGUCAUCAACAAGAUAUCUAUAAUGAACGACAAGAUCAAGCCAUCUAUGUCGAUUCCUCAAACUCUUCGACCUCAUCACCUGAUGAUGAGUACGAAGACGAAUCUCAAUUAUUCACACUAGAAAAUCGUCAUGCAUAUUUCUUAUUUGUUUAUUUCAAUUUCUUCUUCGAUUGUUUCCUUGGAAUUUUCUCGUGCAUACUACGCCUGUUCAAAUCGUCGAUUGCUUUGAUACUCUACAUGCCCAGACUCGAUUAUAGUAUAUUCGGGCGAAGUUUAGAGGGCAUCGACAAUGGUUAUACAGCGUAUACAUCGUAUAUUUAUGUUGAAGCAAUACAUACGCAUCCGAUUUUGAUCGCAUUUACACAAAUUAUUUAUAUGGAUAUAUUGGAUAAACGACGGCGAGAACGGCAAUUUUUAGCUAUUGACGAAAAACAAAUUCUUGAACAGCAGAGAAGAAAAGCGAUCCGUUUUCGAUGGUUUUUAUCGAUCACAUUGAUGAACAACUUAUCGUUGAUAUCAACUCGACGACAUCAUCGAAAACUGAUCAAUAACAAUUCGAAAAUGAAUCAGCGGACAUUAUCUGAUUCGUCAUUGUCUAAUCGAACGAUUACAAUUGAUAUGUGCCAGUGA